CAUGAUUGAUUGGUGAUCUGGCAUUGAUUAGAUGAAUUUACUUUUCAGUGUAGUUUAUUUUGAACAUUAGUGACAUAUUCAAAGAUUAUGACAACUGCUUUUCUAGGAAGUGAUGUUGAGUGCAUUUUAUAUAUUACAUAGAACUUGAAUUUUAAUUAUUCUGAGUAAAUAUCUGAUAAUGUCAAGUUCAUUGGAUUCUGCAGACAAAAUAACCCCCCACUGUCUCCCUCUUAGAAAGGUGGGCGGUGGAUAUGUGUACAUUUAUAUAGUGUAGUUUUCUCAAAUUGCACUAGUGUGAAUGAAAUAGCAACAUGUUCAAGGGCAGUGAUUUAGUAUUUAAGAUUCCCUUAUUAGAUAUGGAGCAUGUUUAUUAUGAUUUAAUUCCAAAUUUGUUUAUAUUCCAGGCCCCAUAUGGUGACCUAGGUGGAUUUUUAGUUAAAAAAAAAAAAAAAACAACAACCCAGACCCUCUGGAUUACACAGAGGGGAGACGGCAAAGAAGGAGAGACUAAAGGAGAAGGUUGAAAGUGAAGCGAAAAAUUUAUUGCCAUAUCUUGGACCCAACAAAAUGAGAGAUUGUUUCUGCACCAUAAAUUUGGACCAGGAAGAAGUUUAUCGUACCCAAGUUGUUGAAAAAUCUUUAAGCCCGUUUUUCAGUGAAGAAUUUUACUUUGAGAUUCCAAGAACUUUCCAGUAUUUGUCUUUCUAUGUUUAUGAUAAGAAUGUUUUACAAAGAGACCUUCGUAUAGGAAAAGUAGCCAUCAAAAAAGAAGACUUGUGUAACCACAGUGGCAGAGAAACUUGGUUUUCACUACAGCCUAUUGAUUCCAAUUCAGAGGUUCAGGGUAAAGUUCACCUUGAAUUAAAACUGAAUGAACUGAUAACAGAAAAUGGAACUGUGUGCCAGCAGCUUGUUGUACAUGUCAAGGCAUGCCAUGGGUUGCCUCUCAUAAAUGGACAAAGCUGUGACCCUUAUGCAACAGUUUCUCUUGUGGGCCCUUCUAGGAAUGACCAAAAGAAGACAAAAGUAAAGAAGAAAACAAGCAAUCCGCAGUUUAAUGAAAUCUUUUAUUUUGAGGUAACCAGAUCCAGUAGUUACACCAGAAAGUCCCAGUUUCAAGUAGAAGAGGAGGACAUUGAAAAGCUGGAAAUUAGGAUCGACUUGUGGAACAAUGGAAACCUGGUCCAAGAUGUUUUCCUCGGUGAGAUUAAGGUUCCUGUGAACGUAUUAAGAAAUGAUGCUUCUCAUCAAGCCUGGUACUUGCUACAACCAAGAGACAACGGAAACAAAUCAUCUAAAACUGAUGACCUGGGAUCCCUUCGAUUAAAUAUAUGUUAUACAGAAGACUAUGUGCUUCCUUCAGAGUACUAUGGUCCUUUGAAAACUUUGCUGCUAAAAUCACCAGAUGUUCAGCCGAUAUCUGCCUCAGCUGCUUACAUUUUGGGUGAAAUAUGUCGAGAUAAAAAUGAUGCUGUUUUGCCCCUUGUACGACUGCUGCUCCACCAUGAUAAACUUGUUCCUUUUGCCACUGCAGUAGCUGAAUUAGACUUGAAGGAUACACAAGAUGCAAACACAAUUUUUAGAGGAAAUUCCUUGGCUACCCGAUGUCUGGAUGAGAUGAUGAAAAUAGUGGGAAGGCACUACCUGAAAGUAACAUUAAAACCUAUUCUAGAUGAGAUAUGUGAAUCCUCAAAAUCCUGUGAAAUUGACCCUAUUAAAUUGAAAGAGGGAGAUAAUGUAGAAAAUAAUAAGGAGAAUCUGCGCUACUAUGUAGACAAGUUAUUCAGUACAAUUGUAAAAUCAAGUAUGAGUUGCCCCACUGUAAUGUGUGAUAUCUUUUAUUCUCUAAGGCAAAUGGCCACUCAAAGAUUUCCUAAUGACCCUCAUGUUCAGUAUUCUGCAGUGAGCAGCUUUGUGUUUCUUCGUUUCUUUGCUGUAGCGGUAGUAUCACCUCAUACUUUUCAUUUGCGACCUCAUCAUCCAGAUCCACAAACAGUUAGAACAUUAACUCUCAUCUCAAAAACCAUUCAAACUUUGGGAAGCUGGGGGAGUCUGUCCAAAAGCAAGUCAAGUUUCAAAGAAACAUUCAUGUGUGAAUUUUUCAAAAUGUUUCAAGAAGAAGGAUAUAUUAUGGCAGUUAAAAAGUUCUUGGAUGAAAUUUCAUCUACUGAAACUAAAGUGUCCAGUGGUACCAGUGAGCCUGUGCACCUGAAAGAAGGUGAGAUGUAUAAAAGAGCUCAGGGAAGAACUCGGAUUGGAAAAAAGAAUUUCAAGAAACGGUGGUUCUGCUUAACAAGCAGAGAGCUCACCUACCACAAGCAGCCAGGUAGCAAAGAUGCAAUUUACACGAUUCCAGUGAAAAACAUUCUUGCUGUGGAAAAACUGGAAGAGAGCUCUUUCAACAAGAAAAAUAUGUUCCAAGUGAUACACACAGAGAAACCACUCUAUGUCCAGGCAAAUAAUUGUGUGGAAGCUAAUGAAUGGAUAGAUGUACUCUGCAGGGUGAGCCGAUGCAAUCAGAACAGGCUCAGCUCUUAUCAUCCCUCUGCAUAUCUAAACGGAAACUGGCUCUGCUGUCUGGAGACCAGUGAAAAUGCCCUCGGCUGCAAGCCAUGUACUGCAGGUGUCCCUGCAGACAUCCAAAUAGAUAUUGAUGAAGACAGAGAAACAGAAAGAAUUUAUUCCCUUUUUACCCUCAGUUUACUUAAGCUGCAGAAAAUGGAAGAGGCUUGUGGAACUAUAGCAGUCUAUCAAGGACCACAGAAAGAGCCCGAUGACUAUUCUAACUUUGUAAUCGAGGAUUCUGUAACAACCUUUAAGACAAUUCAACAAAUAAAGAGCGUCGUAGAGAAGCUAGAUGAACCUCAUGAAACGUACAGGAAGAAAAGAUCAAGUAGUGCAAAAUAUGGGAGCAAGGAAAAUCCAAUUAUUGGGAAAACAUUUUAGAGUUUGACCAACUGACUCAGAAGAACUGGAAAAUAUUUUUGUUGGAGUUUUUCAAUUCAUCAUAUAUUUUGUUCAUAGUAUUUAAGAAUGAACAUUGGCUUCACUGUCACCUGCAUUCACCUUGUAUUUAAUAUUUAAUAAUUGAAAUUAACUGUUUGGGAAUCCUGGUAUUGAUGUGUUCCUAGAGAAUUUAAAACCCAAGAUUCCCUUCAUAUCUUACGUGUCGAAAGCCAUGUUUCUGCAACUUCUUUUUAAUAGAAAGAAUCUUCCUAAAGAAGCUUUGUAACAAAGGAGAACUCCUCCAUAGCAAGAAACCAUUUCUUCUUGUAACACUCUGUGUUCUGUGGACUUUUCACUACCAUUAGUGCCUGCUCUAUACUGCCAACAUUGUGUUUUACUGGAAUAUUUCAAUCCAUGACUAUUCAGAGCUUUCCAUUUAGUUCAUCUAGACCCUCCCUCUUCAAAAAAAAAAAAGAUCUCCACAGAUUACAUUAGGAACAGUGACAGAAAUGUUAGAAAACUGCCAGAGUAUCCUUGAAAGCUGGUAGAUCUUUUGUCUGUUUAGAGAUGAUGCAAACAGAACUCAGAUAGGAGAAAUCAGGGAACAUGUACUGUUGUCUGCAUCUUGUUUACAUUUGGGAUGAGUGACGGCAGAUGAAAUAAAAUGAGACCACUAAAUUUUUUUCAUUGUUUAAACAUCAGGUACUCAUUUUCUUGAUUUGAGAGUUCAGGUUAAUGUGACUUCUAAGGACUUCACUUUUGCAAAAGAAGAGAAAGUAAACAAUGGGAAAAGGUGGUGGUAAACUCGCUCGACUUCACUCAUUACUCCAUUAUUAUAAGGGCCACCACCAUAGGACGCCUUCCUCCCAGCGUGAGGCUGAGAUCUAACUCGAGAACAGUCACUCGGCGCACUUUACUCAUCUGGGCCACCCCAGAUUAUACUUUAGAUACUCCGUGGUAUCUAAUCUUUAUGAUCAGUUGAAUGAUCAGUGUUUAAGUCUAGAAAUAGUGCUUUCCUGAAAAUGUUUAUAUUUCACUGCUGUUUUCUUAUUGCCUGCUAGCCAAAUGGAAUUUGGGCAAGCAACUGUUUGAAUCCUAUUUUUCCCUAAUUUACUUUUAUCCUAAAAAUCAUAACUGUAAAUAAGCAAUCGAAGCAAGUUGCCACCUUGAAGUUAAGAGGUAUGCACUUUGCUUCAUCAGUAUUAAAAACCAUGGUACUCUUAUUUUGUCUUUUUAAAUUCAAAACAUUUUCUAAAUGUGGUACUUUGAACCUAGGAGUAUUUUACAUGUUUCUGUUUAAAACUGUGACUACUUACUAAUGUAAAUCUAGCUAGUAGUGCUUUUUUUGUUUCCCUGAGCAUAAGCUAUAUUUCAAGAUACACUUUGCCAAUUAUGUUAUUGGUAAUUGUUUUUAAAUUAUAAUGUUACUAGGUAAUUAUUCUUAAAGACCGUUCGCACACAAUCAUCAAAGUUGUUCCAUAAAUGAUUAUAACAGAGCAAUGUCUCUAAUGUACAAGUCUCUAAAGGACUUGUAAAAAUCAGUUGGUUUUAUUUAAGAAUCAGUCCUAGUCUGCAUUAUGGUAGGUCAUUCCUGGCCCAUUUUAAAGACAGGUUUGAAAAGUCUUCUAAAUUUUAUGAGCUUGUAGAUUCCAUAAACUACACUGAUUCAUCAGUGUGAAAGAAUUUUACCAUUUAAUAAAUUUCUCACUUCUGAAUUUCAUUCAGAUUGAAAUUGCAUUUUAAGAGUCUCUGAAUGUCUGCCUGGAAAGGCCAUGUGAGCAUUGCCAGGUACCACUCAUUACUCUCUAGUGGCUUCUUUAGUUAUAUUCUUCUAAUAUUUCUAAUGUCAAGCCCUCAGUUAUGACAGUUUUUAAAGAUCACAGCAUUCUCAAAGGGACCAAGGCUGUGUGAAUACGUAACUCAGAAUUUGAAGAGUUCAGUUACUAGUUAUUUUCUUCACAUGACACUUUUUAAACAGCCAGUUUGACUGGAAUUAACCACUUUGGCAUAGCCUAAAAACAAGUAAUAUGACAUGCAAUUUUCUUUGAAAGUCUUCUGAAAUAAGAGACCAUGUCAGUGGGACCCCAAAAUAACCAAGGUACUUACUUGCUUCCAAGGGCCUCCUCAUUCCUCUGCUGUUACUUAUGAGUACUUUGAUUUUUACUACCUGAUCUGCUUUCUCUGCCUUUUCUAAACUUGAAAAAAAUACAUGGCAGCUCACUUUACCCUAAAACCCUGAAAACCCCGAAAACCCCAAAAACCCCAAGAAGGAUAGAAAAGGAUGAUAUGGAGAAACUCUUGCCAUAAAUGCCAAUUCUGGUUCUUAGUUUAGCCAUUUCUAUCAUUUGAAAUUAUGGUGGUAUGUUGCUUGUUUUGUUGUUGUUAUCAUUUGUUUUCUUUAUUUAGCUUUGUUUUUUUAAUAUUCAUUUAAUAUGAUCAUGGGCAAUAGCAACAUUUUUUUACUCCCAGGAAUAUAAUUUAUCAAAUUGAACUAUUUUCUUUGCCAAAGAAAAGAAAUAUGUUUGUUUAAGUGUCAAAACAGGCUUUCCUUAUUGUACAAAAAAAGAUGACGAAUGAUGUGGCUUUUGUUUUUGUUUCUGAAGCCUAAUUUCAUUCAUUUAUCAGAAAGGCUCAUUCAUGCCAGGUUUUAGAAGACAGAUUUUUUGUUUUUUGUUUUUUGUUUUUAAGUAAAAGCACCUUUAAUUUGUUCUAAUGGUACAUCCUGUAAAGACAAAAUGCUACAAAGCCUUUUAGGUGUCCUUUACAGUAUGUGAAAAAUACAGGACUCAUUCUAGAGUUAAAUUGCCAGUCUUGAUUGAUAUUAUCUGCUUCCAUUUUUAUUAACUUUUGGAAAUUAAUGUUGCUAGUAAAUAUUGGUUUUUACAGUGUCCAGUUUGAAAAUGUAAGUUAUCAAAACUUAAUGUAGUGAAUUUGUAACCAUGUUGUAUUGUUGAGAAUGUAUUUUUAUUUAAAUUUUAUUUUCUUAUCAAGAGUAUUAUAAAAAUUAAGAACUUUUGUAGCUGUCGCUUGGUAAUAACUCAAAUAAAUUACAAGA
Messenger RNA from Physeter macrocephalus (sperm whale), 6001 nucleotides. It is a transcript of the gene RASA2, whose product is annotated as RAS p21 protein activator 2. The transcript is spliced from 24 exons. Bases 568 to 2946 code for a protein of 792 amino acids. Gene Ontology annotation, molecular function: phospholipid binding; GTPase activator activity. Gene Ontology annotation, biological process: negative regulation of Ras protein signal transduction; intracellular signal transduction; regulation of GTPase activity. Lineage: Eukaryota; Metazoa; Chordata; Mammalia; Artiodactyla; Physeteridae. The record is from RefSeq and is a predicted model, not a curated record.